Messenger RNA from Aspergillus homomorphus CBS 101889, 1056 nucleotides. Its product is annotated as CTD kinase subunit gamma. NCBI's taxonomy places the organism in Eukaryota, Fungi, Ascomycota, Eurotiomycetes, Eurotiales, Aspergillaceae. Gene Ontology annotation, cellular component: CTDK-1 complex. Bases 99 to 812 code for a protein of 237 amino acids. The transcript has 2 exons. The record is from RefSeq and is a predicted model, not a curated record. Gene Ontology annotation, biological process: positive regulation of transcription by RNA polymerase I; positive regulation of DNA-templated transcription, elongation.
CCGUACAGGAACCGGCCCAAGCAACAUCUGCCACACCUAGGUCGAACCCUUCCAACCCAUAAUUUACGAGGUGUAUAAACCUCCCUCGAUCCGAAACAAUGAUGGUCGAUCCCUUCGAAGUGCGGAUGCGCUUCACGGCGCAGCUGCAGCACCUCAACGCCUCGAUCGCCUCGUCCCAGAAAGCCGCGCACUAUGCGCUCAAGUACCGCGACAUGGACGAGGAUCUGCACUCGUGUAUUCUGGAGCAAUUAGAACGAAACAACAUGAACAACCGCGCGAACAUCAUGUACUUCAUCGAGCAGUUCUGCGAGAUGGCCACGAAAGAGGACCACGCGCCGUACGUCCGCAUGAUCCAACGCGACAUCAUCCGCAUCGUCGACACCGUCGCGCCGCCCGACGGCUCCGGCGCCGCGAACGUCAAGCACGUCCGCCGGGUCCUGAACGGGCUGCAGACGAAGGAGAUUCUCUCCGCGGCGACGGUGUCGGAGAUCGACGCCGGGCUGAAGGAGCGCGAGACGCACCCGGCGCAUUUAGAUCUUGAGGCGGAGGAUGGGGCGGAAGGCGAGGCGCGGGCUAAGGGCGCGACGCCGCGGAGCACCAGGGGCAGGGUCGAUAAGCGGCAGAUCGAGCAGCGGAUCGAGGAGGACCGCGAGCGCAACAAGCGGCUUCGUGAGAGUAUGUGGACGGUGAGCGGGGAUGAUGGCGAUGAGCAUGGCAGGUUCUGGGAUGAGGCGAGUGAUAUUGGGGAGGAUGACUUUUUGGCCGCGAAGGAGGAGCUGAUGGAGCGCAAUCAGAUGGUUGGGGCGAGGUGAUGGUGAUGGACCUGGAGACUUGUGGCGUUGGUGCGGGCUUUUGCCACGGUUGCCAGUCGCAUAUUCUGUGAUUUGGUCGAAGGUGUGCUCUAUAUUCGUGGGUAUGGUUCAAAGGAGUUUUGGGGUUUGGAGACAUAUGCAUACAUACUACAUACAGCAUGGUUUGGCGUUAAUUAGUCGCACUUUUUGUGAAGAUUGCUUAUAGCUCCUAAACAUCUUACAUCAGAGACUCGAGAUAGUCAGG